AUGAAGAGGAACUUCAAUAGUGCCGUCACACUACGCGAGAAGUCCAGUGGCCGAUUACUAUAUUCGAUCCCGUCAUUAGCGCGUAUAGUUUACGUCAGCAGCUACAAGAAGAAGCCGGAGCCAGACAGAACCAAGACUAGUGCUAGAGCUCCUCUGUCAUUGAUUGAAGUAGCUUCAUCCAUAAAAAUUCCAACCAAAGUUAGUCAGAUAAUCUCAUCCAUCAUCCUCAGCCAAAAUGAGCCACAUUCUCGGUCUCAGUUUGUAGGACUGGAUGCGCACAAGACAGACAUGAUGGUCAUCGACUCCAUUCGCAUCACAACCACAAGAUACGUGUUUUUCCUCGGAGUUCAGGGCAAGGAACACAUCGAAGACAUCAGCUCAGCGAUUCCGUCUCAUAACGAGAAUGACGCAGAUACUAUAUUUGUAUCUAGCAACCUUUUAUCUGUCAACGGACGCCAUACGUCUAAUAAUAUCCAGUGUUCAGAAUUAACAAGCUACUUCAAAAUACUUGAUCCUUUGGGUGGAGGUUCGUAUCCACUAGACUAUUUGGUUAUAAUAGACGGUAAUGAUCAAGUCAGAUGCAAAAUUCCGUUAGUGAUCAAUAACCAAAAUAUAUUUCAAAGAACUCUCAAUGCCAGAAAGGAUAGAAGUGGAAUAUCUACACACUUGACGUUUGGAAUCAGUCUUGAUCAACUAGCCGGGUUCCUAGAAGAAUACAAUCAAUACUUUGCGAACCACGGUUCGUAA
Molecule: messenger RNA, 747 nt
Organism: Scheffersomyces stipitis CBS 6054
Lineage: Eukaryota; Fungi; Ascomycota; Pichiomycetes; Serinales; Debaryomycetaceae
Exons: 1
Coding region: 1-747 (248 amino acids)
Source: RefSeq, a predicted model, not a curated record